AUGAAAGUCUUUUUCUUUACUAUCGCAAUGGUCAUUGCCAUGGCAGGAGCAACCCCGGCACUUCGAGGAAACAAGGACAAUGAAGAUGCUGCUUUGAAAGGUAUCAGGAACCUCACUGCAAAGGAUUGGGUCGAGACCUUUGGCUGUGUUGGUGCGGCUCAUUACAUCAAAGACAUGGAGCCUGAUUACGCCAAUAAAGUCUUCCAUAAUUGCAAGAGGCCUGAUGAGAGGCGCUUGGUUGAAGCUAAAAGGUCAACCCCUCAUGCCAUUUUCACUCCUGAUGCCAACUUUAUGCGUCGGCUUAUCACACAAGGAAGCUUGCGGAAAGGCUUGGAUUGA
This is a messenger RNA of Seminavis robusta, 339 nucleotides long. Lineage: Eukaryota; Bacillariophyta; Bacillariophyceae; Naviculales; Naviculaceae. The record is from the annotation of a GenBank genome assembly.